This is a messenger RNA of Adineta steineri, 648 nucleotides long. The record is from the annotation of a GenBank genome assembly. NCBI's taxonomy places the organism in Eukaryota, Metazoa, Rotifera, Eurotatoria, Adinetida, Adinetidae.
CCUCGAUUUAUGCAUUUAGAUGAAGAUCGAGCAGCCUUAUAUGUCGCUGAUAGUUAUAACAAUCGCAUUCAGAAGUUCAUAAUAGGCGGCAACGGAACAGGAAUAACAGUUGCAGGUGGGAAUGGAGCGGGAACGAAUCUUAACCAAUUGAGUCGUCCUUCAGGUGUUUGGGUGACACGUAAUGGUCAAACUCUUUAUAUUGCUGAUAGUAACAAUAAUCGUGUGAUGCGAUGGAACCUUGGAGAUACACAAGGAUCGGUUGUGGCCGGCAGUGCAACUGGUGCAGGGGGCAAUACUAAUACACUUCUUUCGUAUCCUGCAGAUGUGGCACUUGAUCCUACUGAAACAUAUUUAUAUGUUUCCGACUAUUAUAAUAAUAGAUUAUGCCCAUCUCGUCAAUAUAAAUUAUAUAAACAAAUUCUUGAUCAAUAUGGAUAUAUAACACCAGAAUCAUCUAUUCGAAACAUAACAUCCGUUGCAAAAACUGCUGAUUUACAUACUGGUUUAUAUGAUCUUACAGAUAUGAUUAUGUAUAUAUCAAAUGCUCGUGGAACAAAUGAAACAGGACCAUUCGAAGCGUAUCAACGUCAAUUUGUUAAAAUUAAUCACAAUAUAGAAUUUGCUCGUCCUUAUCCAUCAUUUAAAUGA